Molecule: messenger RNA, 1769 nt
Organism: Perca flavescens (yellow perch)
Lineage: Eukaryota; Metazoa; Chordata; Actinopteri; Perciformes; Percidae
Gene: tor4aa
Product: torsin family 4, member Aa
Exons: 4
Coding region: 250-1608 (452 amino acids)
Cellular component (GO): nuclear envelope; endoplasmic reticulum lumen
Molecular function (GO): ATP binding; ATP hydrolysis activity
Source: RefSeq, a predicted model, not a curated record
AAAAAGCAUGAAGUGGACAGAAGACAGAAUAGAGAGGAGGAGCCAGCAGAUGCGAUAGGAGGGCUCUUCCUGAGUUGAGCUGUUUGCUGUGACCUGCUGUCUGCUUUCUCCACUCAAAGAACUAUGGACUAAAAACAGAACUUAACUUUACAAAGAUUUGAGCAACAUUGGAGCUUUGGGUUUCUUCAUGUUUUUGCAGCCAAAACUCACUCUCAACUGAGGAAAGAAAAGCUGGUGGGAAAAAAAGAGAUGAGUGACCAAGACAGCAGCACCUCGGCCUCGCAAACAGAGGGAGAAGUUGAGGAAGAAGUUGAGGGAGAAGUUGAGGGAGAGAUGGACGGAGAAAUGAAAGGUGGUGGUGAAGAAGAAGAAGGUGAAAAACACAGGGACAGUCCGGCCCCCGGUCUGUCCAGCUUCUCCACGUCCCUAAGCGCCGUCAUGCGCAUCAAACAGAAGUACCGGGCCAUGAAGAAGAGGCGGCAGGACUUGGCCCUGGGGUUGGCAGCAGACGGGCCCCUCACGGGAGCUCCCCCCAGAUCCAGCCCCAAAAUCUUCACCUUCGACGGACUCACCCCGUCCAGCUUGUCGUCCUCUGUCCCGCAGUGGAACAAGAGAAGGAAGAGGAAACGGGUGUUGUAUCCCAACAGAGGGGGGUGCAGGGCGCCUCCGAAACAGGAGCGCAGCCGAGCCAAAUACUGCCUCGUCCUGCUCUGUGCCAUUGUCUUCAUCCAGGUGUACAACGCCAUCGAGAACCUCGAUGACCACGUUCUCAGGUACGACCUGGACGGGCUGGAGAAGACGCUGAGGCGAGAGGUGUUUGGGCAGCAGGGAGCCGUGGAGGGUCUGCUGUCCCACCUGAAGGACUACCUGUCCACCUACGUCCACAACAAGCCCCUGGUGGUGUCCCUGCACGGCCCCAGCGGCGUGGGCAAGAGCCACCUGGGGCGCCUCCUGGCGGGACACUUCCGCUCGGUGGUUGGGGAGACGCUGGUGCUGCAGUACUACGUCCUCCACCACUGCCCCCAGGAGGCGGAUGCACUGCAGUGCGCCGGCGACCUGGCCGCCCUCAUCGCGCAGAUGGUGGAACGCGCCGAGGAGGAGGAGAAGAUCCCGCUCUUCAUCUUCGACGAGGCGGAGCACAUGCACGGCGAGAUCCUGGACGCCCUGCUGCAGCUCGUGGCCUCCAAACAGUCCAACGAGUACCUGAACGCCAUCUACCUGUUCCUGAGCAACCUGGGCCACACGCACAUCACCAAACACAUGCUCUACAACUCCUCCAGUAAUUCUAUGGCGGCGGCGGCGUCGUCGUCGUCGUCGUCGUCGGGUCGUCAUAGCCACCUCGUGAAAGAGCUGACUCCGAUAUUACGCAGCACCCUGGCGAAGCUUCACCCGCUGUGGACAGAGGCGGACGUUUUACCUCUGGGCCUUUUGGAGAAAGGCCACGUGAUGGAGUGCUUCCUGGACGAAAUGACUCGAGAGGGCUUCUACCCGGAUCAUACCAACAUAGAGAGGCUCGCGGGGGAGAUUGAAUAUUACCCCGAGGCAGGAGGGCACCAAUACUCCCAGACGGGCUGCAAGCAAGUGGUCGCUAAAGUCAACCUGCUGUGAAAUCCCUCCGCAGGAAAUGUCUGAAUGUUUCACAUUCUUUGACGGAUGAAGAAAUGGCCUCGCUGGGAGCGAGUGAGGUUACGUGGUUAUGAAACUUCAAUGACACAACUCGGAGCCACAGCUUUUCAAGAGCCGUCUUGUAAGAGUGUGGUGUGUGUGUG